Trypanosoma conorhini is the source of this 1302-nucleotide messenger RNA. Its product is annotated as putative DNA mismatch repair protein MSH2. The record is from RefSeq and is a predicted model, not a curated record. Lineage: Eukaryota; Euglenozoa; Kinetoplastea; Trypanosomatida; Trypanosomatidae. Bases 1 to 1302 code for a protein of 433 amino acids. The transcript has a single exon.
AUGCUGCAAGCAGAGGUGCAUCCGGUGGAGCAUGUGAGGAUCGGCAAGCACGUAUUCCCGAUCUACUCACACCCACUGCUGCGAAGGAAGCUGAAAGAUGAAGCCUUAUUGGAGCAGGAGAUCGAGAGGCGGCUUCACAACCCGCGGCUUCUGCAUGCGGUGAAUGAAGUAGUGGAGCAGCUCCUGCGAGAGGGCGUGACGGGUGGCGUUAGCGAAGAUAUGGUGGCAGAUCACCUUGAGGCCGUGCUUGGCCGCCUGGACAACUACUUUAGUGACAGUGAACCGGCGGGCACCGCGCCCCCGCCGCCGAACAGGCCGCCGCCGGGCGACAAUCGUCCGGAUGUCCUCCCGGCUGUGCGGCUGCCGCCGCCGCCGCCGCCGCCUUCCUUUUCCGUGCGUCGUGUGUUUUCCUCGACAAGCCGUGACCGUGCCACCCCUUCUGCGCAAGCGCCAUCGACUCAGCAGCGGGGGCCGCAGGCGGCGCGGGAGCCCCAACGGGCCCUGACCGCUGAACGGGAUGCCGAGGAAGAUGCGGAUGGCGAGUUGGGGCCUCUCGCGCUUGUAGGACUCUCCCGCCGGCAUCUUUUUCCCUCCCACGCUGCUCGAGCGGAGGAGGCGUGCGAGGUUGACCCGCUGCCGUCGUUUUUGCCGGAGUCUUCCGCGGCGUCACCGCGGCCACGAGGCGGCAAGGGCGAGCAGCAGAAGCCAAAGCUGCACCCGCCCCGUCAAUGCAGCCGGGAGGCUCCGCCGGAGUGGAGGAGUGCGGUGCGCUCGCUUUUUUACUCCCUGCUGUCGCUCCACCUGCAGGAAAGCGGCGGGGUCCGACCGGAGGAGAUGGACCUGCGUGGUGGGGCGCCGGGUCCGCUGCGCCUGCAGGGGUCCGAGCUAUCCGCGCUAAGUCCACAGGCGUUCAGGGCGUUGGAUGUGACGCUCGACGGGAACUCAUCCGCCAUUCACUGCCGUCGGCCCCCCGCGCCCAGCAUUCUUCAGCGCUCCCACGCCCAGCGGGCGAAGAUGCCGAUGGGGGCGGAGCCAACGGCGCUGCGUCGAAGGGUGAUGGCCACUCUGGCGCAGUCACAACCCACCACCUGCGUGGAGAAGAGGCGUCUGCCUGCGACAGGGGCGUCACUGGGCCAUGCGUGGGGGGGCGUGGAGCCGUCGGCCAGCCUGCGGCCCGCAGGGGGGAGCGGGCAACUGGAUUUGCCAGGCGACACAACUCGCAGCCGCGUCUUGGCCUCUAUCCUGGAAAACAUAGACGCGCAGCGGAGAAGCGCGCGGGGCACCGUGAAUGUACAGAGAUAG